This is a messenger RNA of Ostrea edulis (European flat oyster), 1680 nucleotides long. RefSeq names its product leukocyte surface antigen CD53. The transcript is spliced from 7 exons. Lineage: Eukaryota; Metazoa; Mollusca; Bivalvia; Ostreida; Ostreidae. Gene Ontology annotation, cellular component: membrane. The coding region runs from base 130 to 927 and encodes 265 amino acids. The record is from RefSeq and is a predicted model, not a curated record.
ACAAUGAAUGACGUGCUAAGAUGUCCCGGACGUUGUAGAUGAACUCAUAACAAUCACGUCGGAAACAGGAGAAAUUGACGAGAUCCUGUUUACUUUGCAGUGUAGUACAUCUGAACAAGAGAAAUCAAAAUGGGGUUGGACUUUGGAGGAAGAUUGGGCCAGAUCAUUCUGGUGGUCAUCAACAUAAUAUUCAUGUUGAUGGGCCUCGGCCUCCUCAUACCAGGAAUAGUUCUACAGACGAACAUCGAUUUCGUGACAGCUGAAAUCAAGCCUGUCCUGGAUCAGAUUGCCGUCACGGGCGUCCCCCUCGGUGACAUUGUUACAAACCUCGGGAUCGGAUUCAUUAUCGUGGGACUCUUUGUGUUCCUGGUCGCUGCCGUGGGGCUGCUGGGCGCCUGCUGCAAAAGCAAAUGCCUUCUGACGGUUUACUCCAUUGUCGUUUUGUUGGUACUACUCUCCGAGAUUGUUGUGGUCAUCUUGUGGUUUACCAUGCAGAGUGAGCUGAACUCUGCCGUGAAGGAUAAACUAGUGACCUUGUUACGGGAAGGAUACAGAGAGGACAGCCUGAACGGAACCAACCAAAUCAGCAAUGGAUGGAACUACAUCUUCCUGACGCUUCAAUGUUGCGGCGUCAACGCAGUGGCCAAUGGAACAGCUGGGGAUUUCCAGAACACUCCAAACUGGAGCGGCAAGUCGUCAGGUCAAAAGCUGCCCAUUUCCUGCUGCAAAGGGGUUACCGCAGCAAGCUACAACGCCCCUAGCACAUGUACCGUUAAUGCCCAAUCUGGAACAUACCAUGCUCAGGUAUGUUAUAUACAUGUAGCGUCAAUGUCCUACCUGGAACAUAUCAUACCCAGGUAUAUUAGAUCACCUGUCAGUUUAGUCACCAGUGGUAUGUUCCUACAGGUAGAUCACCUGUCAGUUUAGUCACCAGUGGUAUGUUCCUACAGGUUACAUAUGUUUAUGUGUUAUUUUACGCCCCAGUCGAGAAUUUGGUUUUGCUUCUAUGGAGACGUCACCGGUUGUAGGUCAAGUGGUACAAAUGACAUGACGCUCAACGUGAUAGCAGUGAGUGUGAGGGUGCUUUGUCAAGACAAGGUGUACCUCCGUUGUUUUGUUUAUAAUAUAAUGUCUGGAAAACCCGUCACAUUGACUUAAGUCGUCGGGAUCGAGAAUCAAACCCAAAUAUUUAUGACGUCAUCUCGUAUCAGUUGUAAAAUUUGAAUGAAAUAGUGAAAAUAUAACCGAAAUUAGAGGUUGCGUGUCGAUUUAAGGAAUAUACAUAUCUAUUUUGUGAACAUGGGGGUGUUGGUGUACAAUCGGCUUGGCCGAUUAUUUACAUAACACUAUAAAAAAAAACUUCCUAGAUACUUAUUCCGUAAAACACAUUACAAACAAUGAUACUAUAAGUAAGUAAGUAAAUUGUAUUUAAAGUCGGCACUGUAUACAAUAGUAACAAAUAACAUGAGCUCUACAGAUCUCUUAAACCGACUAUCACAGACAAAAUAAAAUAUCACAAAGUAAGCAUGCAAAAACUAACACAUAUAUACAUAUUUACACGCAUACUGUAUAGCCAGACAGUUUCAGAAGUUAAGAAUUAAAACGAAUCAAACAAAAGUUUUUCACUGCAAAAUUUAAACAUUAAAUUCAAACCUAAACAUUAAGAAUUGUUAAGAAACA